UUGAGCAUCGGUGAUUUUCCUUCUCCGCCACGGUGCGAACAGGCGACGGCGUGCUCUUCCAUCUUCUCAGUUAACCCUAAUUUCCGAGUCGGGCGUACAAUCUCAUAAAACGAUGUCUCCGCCGUGCUUUGCUGACCUCGGAAAACAGGCUCGCGACCUGUUCAGCAAGAACUACCACUUCGGAGUCGUCAAGCUCGACUGCAAGACCACCGCCAAGAACGGUCUGGAGUUCACCGUCAGCGGGACUAGCCUCAAUGACACCGGCAAGGUGAAUGCCUCACUUGAAUCCAAAUACAAGGUUUCAGAGUACGGCUUAACGCUAAAGGAGAAAUGGAACACCGAUAACACUCUUUUCACCGAAGUUUCCUCGGAGAACAAACUAGCGAAGGGUCUGAAGCUGUCUUGCAACGGCUCUUUCGCCCCGGAGACCGGCAAGAAGUCCGGCACUCUGAAAACUGCCUACCAGCUCGACAACCUUCACGUGAACGGCGACGUCGAUUUGGGGGUCGGUGGAGCGGUUCUCCACGGAGCAGGCGUUCUUCACUAUCAGGGCUGGCUGGCCGGUGGCCAGUUAUCGUACGAUGUGAACAAGAGUCGUUUAACGAAGACGUGCCUCGCCCUUGGUUACCAGGCUGGCGACUUCGUCCUCCACAGCAGCGUCAACGACGGUCAGGAGUUCGGUGGAAGCCUCUAUCAGAAGGUGAACGAUAAACUUCAGACCGGCGUUACCCUUUCGUGGCAAGCCGGCACGAACGCAACCCGAUUUGGUUUGGGCUGCGUCUACAACGUGGACGACGAGACCUCGGUUCGUGCAAAGGUGAACAACGGCGGUCAAGUGGGCCUGGGCUUCACACACAGAUUGAGGCCAGGAUUCAGCCUCACCCUUUCCACCCUUGUGGACGGGAAGAACUUCAACCAGGGAGGACACAAGUUGGGACUUGGUCUUGACCUGGAAGCGCUUCAAUAGGUCAUUGGCAGAAUUACAUACCACCACUUCUUCUCACUUUGGAGCAUAGCUUUGUCUGUUUGUCUCGUCCUUUAGAGCAAUUUUUUUAAGUGUAUCCGGAAGAGAGUAGUAGUCGAGUAAGAGACGGAGGCUGUUUUUUCUUCAUGUUAGAAACUUUUUUUUUUAUUUACGAAUUGGAAGUUUUGAGCUAAAUAAAGCUGUAUUGUGAAGGA
Messenger RNA from Ornithodoros turicata, 1179 nucleotides. RefSeq names its product voltage-dependent anion-selective channel protein 2-like. Gene Ontology annotation, molecular function: voltage-gated monoatomic anion channel activity. Lineage: Eukaryota; Metazoa; Arthropoda; Arachnida; Ixodida; Argasidae. Gene Ontology annotation, biological process: monoatomic anion transmembrane transport. Gene Ontology annotation, cellular component: mitochondrial outer membrane. The record is from RefSeq and is a predicted model, not a curated record. Bases 113 to 967 code for a protein of 284 amino acids. The transcript has a single exon.